AUGCCACCAACGGCUCCGGGCAUGACUAUAGCAGGACGUAAGAAUGUUUAUUUUCAAUAUCCUCAUGAAAGUUUUCAUCUGUCGGAAGAUUAUUCAUCUCGCGUUAGUGCCGAGCAUCAACUAAAGUAUACGAACGAUCGUAUCGCUCGCUAUCUCAACGAAUGUACACCAACAAACACGGUUUAUAAUAAGCACUUUGGGAAGCCCAGCGCACAAGCUACAAAAGCACAUACCACCACUAUGAAGAAAACAUUGGAUUGUCUCGAUGCUGCUCUCAAGGGAAAGAAAUAA
Glarea lozoyensis ATCC 20868 is the source of this 291-nucleotide messenger RNA. RefSeq lists its product as uncharacterized. Bases 1 to 291 code for a protein of 96 amino acids. The record is from RefSeq and is a predicted model, not a curated record. The transcript is spliced from 2 exons. Lineage: Eukaryota; Fungi; Ascomycota; Leotiomycetes; Helotiales; Helotiaceae.